Molecule: messenger RNA, 1329 nt
Organism: Solanum stenotomum
Lineage: Eukaryota; Viridiplantae; Streptophyta; Magnoliopsida; Solanales; Solanaceae
Product: eukaryotic translation initiation factor
Exons: 1
Coding region: 32-919 (295 amino acids)
Cellular component (GO): eukaryotic translation initiation factor 4F complex
Molecular function (GO): translation initiation factor activity; mRNA binding
Source: RefSeq, a predicted model, not a curated record
CUUCCCUAUCAAUCGGCCAGGCACUGGUGGUAUGAUGCCUGGAAUGCCCGGAACUAGGAAGAUGCCUGGUACACCUGGGAUGGAUAAUGACAACUGGGAAGUUCCUAGAUCCCGCUCUAUGCCAAGAGGUAAUGGACCACUGGUUCAGGCUGGUGGACGAAGUCAGCCACCAUUGGUUGGCAAGUCGCCUGCAUUGAACCCAAAACUUCUGCCUCAGGGUAGUGGUGGUUACGUGAGUGGCAGGCCUAGUGCCCUCUUGCAAGGUAGUGGUGCUCCUCCUGCUCACCCUACGGCCUAUGGUAUUGGCAUGAACCCUGCAUCACAGGUUCCCGGACCGGUUAGACCACCUUCAACAACUGUUGUUUCUCCAGUUGUUGCAAAACCCCAGGCUCCUGCUGCAAGUUCGACACCUGAUGUACUAAAGAGAAAAACAGCAUCUCUUCUUGAGGAAUAUUUCAGUGUUAGGCUUCUGGAAGAAGCUUUGCAGUGUGUUGAGGAGCUCAAAUCCCCAGCCUACCAUUCUGAGGUUGUCAAAGAAGCAAUAUCAAUUGGUCUAGACAAAAGCCCACCAUGUGUUGAACCAGUUGCACAGCUUCUCGAACACUUGUUUGUGAAGAAGGUUUUUACUGCUGGGGACUUGGUCACUGGAUUCUUGAACUUUUCCUCUCUGCUGGAUGACCUUGCCAUGGAUCUACCAAAAGCACCGGUAAAUUUUGGUGACAUAAUAUCUAGACUAGUUUUGGCUGGAGCUUUCGACUUCAAGGUGGUCAAUGAGAUCUUGAAGAAGGUAACCGAUGAUCUAUACCAGAAAGACGUAUUCACAGCUACAAUGGGAUCUAUUAGCUCUAGUCCUACAGGCCAAGCAGUAUUGGAUUCGCAAGCAUCCGAUGUUGAGGCAUGCAAAGCUCUCUUUCAAUAAAAGCUCGAUCAACUCUUUGAGAAGAUCGAUUUUUCUGUAACCUCAGUAGAUGGAAUGUACUCAAAACUCACUUUUCAGCAUUUCUUGUUGAUGUCCAAUGGAGUUUAGAGCAACUGAACCGCAGGAUGGUCGAGAGCAGGUUGAUUUUUAAGUGAGUUGUAUUUUUUUUUUCCCAAGGUGAAAGUAGUAUGUUGAAAGAAAGAUUUUGCCUUUUGAGGAUGGUUAAUUGUGUACUUCAUAUUCGCUCUAGGCAAAGAGGCCCUCAUUUUGUAUUUCAUUAGUUAUUUAUUUAUCUCCUCUCUUUUGACUAGAUGGAUUAAAAGUUUUGUCAAAUCUGUUGAGUUCAUACUUCAACUCCUUGAGCCUUUAUAUACCAUUUUUGAAGGAAAAUUCAGACACAUUUAAGUUUU